AAAAGGUCUUAUUAGGUUAUUUAUGGUCAAUUCUCUUCUUCUUUUUUUUCAUAUCGAUGCUAGACACCAUGUCAAUUCCAGCGGCCUCCAGCUCCGAGAAGACACCACAAGGAGAUAAUUAUCAGCCAUCCUCAUGUUUCUCUUCCUUGCCUGACGAUAUCGUUUUGAACUGCUUAACCCGCGUUCCGAGAUGCGAUGACCUAAACAUCUCUUGCGUCUCCAAAACCCUAAGGUCACUCGUGCGUUCCCCCGAGCUCUGCCGUCUGCGAUCUCUUCUCCCCAAGAAGUCCGUCUAUCUCUUCUAUUAUCACCGCCACCAAGACACCGAAAGAUGUCACUAUAUCACUUUGCGUCGGGGUGAUGAGAAGAUCACUACUCAUGAUGAUGACUAUCAGGUGGAACAUAGAUCUUGUUCACUGGCGGCGGGUCUCCUGACCUCUCCUUGUUUCGCUAAGUUCUCUUCUUAUGCCGUCUCGGUGGGAUCAAUGAUCUAUUUCCCUGAUCACGGAUCUCCUCUUCCCUCCAAGAACUUUUGGGUCCUUGAUACUCGAUCCGUUACUCUACUACGGAAGGGUCCAUGCAUGAAAGUUGCUAGGUGGGCACGUGACGAAGCGAUGGGAGUGGUCGAUGGGAAGAUAUACGUGAUUGGAGGAAGUGGUGUAGAGAGCCAAGUGGAAGUAUUCGAUCCGGAAACACAAACCUGGGAGUUCGCAGGCGAGGAGAAAGUGCGAUGCGGGUCGCGGUUUAGUGCGUCGAUGGAGCGCAAAGUUUACAUGGUGGACUCACGACAUGGGAGGAUCAGUGCGUAUACCCCGAGAGAAGGUAUAAGCAAUGAGGCGACGGAGAGGCUAAGUGAUAACAUGAACUGCAUGUGUGUGGUGGAGAAUGUGUUGUAUGCUUGUUUUAAGUCGAGUGGUUUAAUGUGGUUUGACACAAAGCUCAAGGUUUGGAGAAGAUUGGUUGAUUCUGAUGGGAAGGUAUCAUUUUUUUCUUUAAAAAAUGCUGAAAAAAUGGCCGAGUACGAGGGGAAGUUAGCGGUUUUCUGGACACGGAUUUUAACUGAUGUGAUGAAGACGGAGAUUAGGUGUAAAAUGAUUGCAUUGGAUAGGGUAGGAGAUGAGAUUCGUGGGAAGAUCGAGAGGUUUGAUAUUGUGGCCACAUCCCCGCAUGUCAUUACUUUAAGCCAUUGUUUAGUUUUGUCGGAUUGA
Messenger RNA from Raphanus sativus (radish), 1208 nucleotides. RefSeq names its product F-box/kelch-repeat protein At2g22050-like. The coding region runs from base 57 to 1208 and encodes 383 amino acids. The transcript has a single exon. NCBI's taxonomy places the organism in Eukaryota, Viridiplantae, Streptophyta, Magnoliopsida, Brassicales, Brassicaceae. Gene Ontology annotation, molecular function: protein binding. The record is from RefSeq and is a predicted model, not a curated record.